Messenger RNA from Ostrinia furnacalis (Asian corn borer), 2237 nucleotides. Its product is annotated as zinc finger protein 624-like. Gene Ontology annotation, molecular function: DNA-binding transcription factor activity, RNA polymerase II-specific; zinc ion binding; RNA polymerase II cis-regulatory region sequence-specific DNA binding. Bases 162 to 1658 code for a protein of 498 amino acids. The record is from RefSeq and is a predicted model, not a curated record. Gene Ontology annotation, cellular component: nucleus. NCBI's taxonomy places the organism in Eukaryota, Metazoa, Arthropoda, Insecta, Lepidoptera, Crambidae. Gene Ontology annotation, biological process: regulation of transcription by RNA polymerase II. The transcript has 6 exons.
AAUGAGAGAGAAAGAGAAGGAGAGAGAGACAUUUGUUGUUCUGCCGGUUGUUGUUAACAUUGUAAUUAUUGUAAACAAAACAAAAGAUGAUGAAGAACUAAAUUUUAAAUGGCAUUCUAAAGUUAGGUCAAAUAAAAUAGACAAGUAAUAAAUUCAGAGCAAUGUGUCUGUGGUGUGUUCACUGUUCAAACAAAACUGCGCGCGCAGAAAAACGAACCUACUGCAAAGGGAGCCAGCAAGAAAGUUUCGAGAGGUCCUGCCGCCUAUGUGCCGAGGAGCAGGAGACAACAAUCAUGAUAUUUAGUGAGGAAGCUGAGGCUAUGCUUUUUAGAAACAAGCUCAACCAAUAUCUUUUGAUUGAGGUUGAUGAGGAUGAUAAACUACCAAAAAAUAUUUGCAUUAAGUGUUGCACGAAGCUACAAACUGUGUGUGAUUUUAUUGAUACUGCCAGAAAUUCCCAAGUGCUAUUGCUUAAAAAGAGCAUAAUGAUAGAACAGUAUGUGAGUAGUCUCCAAAAUGAUGAAAAAAGUUUUAGGAUCAUCAAUAACGGAAUUAAAUUGGAAUAUGAUGGCUCUGAUGAUGAAAGCAAGUUCACUGAAAUGGAGAUAAGUGUCGAUCCAAACAUGGUACUUCAAAAUUCUGAAGAACCAUUGUCACCUUGCCCGAGUGCUGAUGAGAGCAGCACCACAUUUGAAGAUGUUACGCAUCUGCACGACGUAGACAGCGAAAAUGUGACAAUAAAACUAAUAAAAAAAGGUGACAAAAACCUACCUCAAAUUUAUGAUGAUGAUAAUGGCUAUUGUCCGCCAAAAAAGGAACCUAAGCCAAAACCAUUCCCAUGUGUUACUUGUAAGCGUAGUUUUCACUCUGAAUUUGCACUGAAAAAUCAUUCCUGGAUUCACAUAAAUGAAGAAAAGUGCCACACUCAGUUCAGGUGUAGUACGUGUGAUGAAGGCUUUGAUUACAAGAGUGAUUUGAUAACACAUUUGAAGAUUCAUAGAGUUAAUGGAAUUUGUCAAUUUUGUGGAAGAAGCUUUAGAACAGAAAGAAAUUUGGCUGCACACAUAGCUGUUCACCUGUCGGCGACUAAAUCCCAUACUUGUAAGGUGUGUGGCCGGUCGUACAACACACUCAGUAACUUGAAGACUCACAGCAUCACCCAUAGUAAUGAGAGACCGUACCACUGCCAUCUUUGUAAGAAGAGCUUCAAAAGGAAUCAAGAUUUAAAGUUUCACAUAAACCAGCACACUGGAGCGAAACCAUACAAGUGUCCGUUCUGCGACAAGAGUUUCGCGAGUUCCGGCAACUGCUACUCCCACCGGAGUCGGAUGCACCCCGGGCGUCGGGUCGACGGCAAGAUACGCCGCAUGAUGGCAAGGACCACUCAACAAUUCGCACCUAAGACGCCGCUGCAGCCUCAAAUAGUAGCCGUGAAGGGCGUCAUCAAGUACAAGUGCACGAUAUGCGAACACAGCUUCGUGAAGCGAGACAAUUUUACAUAUCAUAUGUUUCAACACACGGGAGAAAAGCCGUUCCACUGUUCGUUUUGCUCGGAAAAGUUCGUCACUCGAAGAGGUUUGCUGAUACACCACGACAAGGAACACGCGGCGAAGGACCGGCCGCUCGCUCUGUUGUCCAAGAACAUAUUACUCAAGUAGACUGUUUCAGUGUACCGACGACGGCACAUCAAGGUAAAUACUGGCAUCUUAUGUGUUAAUAAAUAGGUGCUAAUUUCCAACAAAAAUGUAUGAUGUGCUGUCGACUGUAAAUUGAUAAAAGUAUUAUUACUUCUUCCGAAUCUAUAACUUUAAAACAUUUUCAAGUACCUACUUUCAUUGCCUCAAUAUUUUGAACAGGAUAGCUUGCAUUAAAGUACUAGAAUUGUUAAAACUUAGGUUGAGUUUAUUGAUUAUUCUAGGAUUCUUGUUAAAGACUACAAAUUACAUAAACACUAAAUGCAUUCAGUGAACUUUUGUUACAAGUAGGUGUGGAAUGUAUACUUUUAUUUAAUGUGCAGUAUUGACAGUAUAAAGUCUUAUGUUUUAAUUUCAUAUGAUACUUUCAUAUCAAGUGUCGCAAGUCUAAAAAUUAAUUAAGCGCAGUAAAUGCAGUGACAAAAAAGAUAAUUUUAAGAACAUUGAUGUGAAUUUAAUGGUUAGUACAUAGUAACAUUUUAUGCUUAAAAUUAUGGUAAUUUUGAAGAAAUACAAAUAUUUCUCGCUUUAAGUGUUUUUUUC